This is a messenger RNA of Arachis stenosperma, 852 nucleotides long. RefSeq names its product protein MAIN-LIKE 1-like. Bases 1 to 852 code for a protein of 283 amino acids. NCBI's taxonomy places the organism in Eukaryota, Viridiplantae, Streptophyta, Magnoliopsida, Fabales, Fabaceae. The transcript has 3 exons. Gene Ontology annotation, biological process: meristem development; meristem maintenance. The record is from RefSeq and is a predicted model, not a curated record.
AUGGUGGAGAACUAUUUACGCGCCACGGGAUUCUACCACGUCUCUAGAAUUGGAGUCAUAAGAGGAUUUCACCCCAUGUUAGCUGCUCUGGUUGAAAGGUGGAGGCCUGAAACACACACCUUUGUAUUGCUGAUCGGUGAGGUUACAGUGACAUUAGAGGAUGUCGCUCAUAUAUUCGGCCUACCCAUUGAUGGAGAGCCUGUCAGUGGAUGGACAGAUAGUAGUGGCGAGUUCGUUCAAAGUCAGGGCAUAGCGAUAUUCGGUCGUGAGCCAUCAGUCAAUGGUAAUGUGAAGUCCUAUAUAAAGCUGGGAUGGGUUCGACGUAUCAGAGACGCAGAGCCGUUGGACACUGACGAGUCUAUCAGGAGAUACGUCAGAUGUCAUAUCUUCUGUUUGUUAGGGUCGACCCUAUUCACGGACAAGUCGACUGCAUAUGCCCAUGCGAAAUAUCUACCGUUGCUUCGCGAUUUCGAGCGGAUCCAUACUUAUAGUUGGGGGUCAGCAUGUCUCGCCCAUCUUUACAAAGCACUAUGCCGUGCAUCACGAUAUGAUACAAAGGAGAUGGAUGGCCCUCUAAAUCUCUUGUUUGUUUGGGCAUGGGAGCGAAUGCCGUGUCUUGCUCCCGUACCGAGACAAACGCUUCCACCGGCCGUGGAGUCAUUCGGAACGGACCACAGCGUGGUCAUCAAGACCGUGGAGACAUUCAGGCAUGAUAUAGAUUACAUGCAGGAGUUUGAGUGGCGGCCGUAUGACGGGUUAUUCGUCCCCGACGACUUGCAUCCCCAUAUUGAGGUAUGUGACAUCAUUGCUCCGUUGUUGUCGUUCGAGUGUGGCACCCUGCGGACCAAGUGA